Messenger RNA from Dermacentor silvarum, 7878 nucleotides. RefSeq names its product bone morphogenetic protein 4. The record is from RefSeq and is a predicted model, not a curated record. Gene Ontology annotation, biological process: SMAD protein signal transduction. Gene Ontology annotation, cellular component: extracellular region. Lineage: Eukaryota; Metazoa; Arthropoda; Arachnida; Ixodida; Ixodidae. Gene Ontology annotation, molecular function: cytokine activity; growth factor activity. The transcript is spliced from 6 exons. The coding region runs from base 1050 to 2453 and encodes 467 amino acids.
AUCGCCGCCGGUGAGGUUGUCCCGCGAACGCCGCGCUCUCUUCGGGACUCGCCGACCGCUCGCUCGCUUUGCGAGUUUUCACCACGCGCGCUUCUGGCAAGCAAGAAGUUGGUCGUUGGCGCGAUCGGGUGCGCUCCCGUGAGCACCGCCCCUCCUACUCCACCUCUCUCUCUAUAUAUAUUUAUUAAUUUCCUCUCUUUAGUUGAGUAAACCAGACUGGACACCAACGGUUGCCGAUCGGUCGUCUCGGCGUCCGAUUUCUGCUCCCCAGGUGAUCGCCUUUUUCGGCCUGACAGUCGGGGUGCCCCUUCGAAAGUGUUUGUCGACUGCGGUCCUGUCGUGCGGUGGUUUCGGAGUUCGCGGGCCGAGCAACAGUUGCUGGACGCGCGUGCGCGUCGUCGUCACGACCGGUCUCAGAUCUUGUCCUUCCAAUUUUCUGCCCGAACAGCGACGGCGUUCCGGGCUCGUACAAGUUUGCCGUGACUUCUGAGACGGCGACAGUCCUUCGCUGAAAAGUUCGUGCGGAAGUUUCGGUCGGGCGCGGACGUUGGCCACCCGUCAGUGACUUCACACGUAAAGCUGCUCCGCGCGCGCGCGCGCGUGAGCCACGCGGCUUCUUCUCAGUUCCCCGCGCGCGGUACCGCGGCAGCGAUGCCGACUUGUUUUGGCGUCGUGCAGCGGCGACAUGUGAAGUGACUGACUGAGUGAUCGGGCUGUUGUGACUUCGUGGACCACGCGUUUCGUUUGCCCGCUCCUCCCCCGAGUCGUCGUUGCGAAACCAUAUUGUGCGCGUGGCGGCACGUUUUUCGUCGGCGUCUGCUUCCACCACUACGUGCGUUCUUGUCACGCGCUUCCGUCGUGUGAGAGACAGCUGAGGCCGGACUCGACACAAGGGGCGCGCACGCGCGCGCGUCUCUCUCCUGCCGGCAACCGGACAGACACAACAACGACGUCGUGAGAGCCGGCAGCAGACGCGCGAUUUCGAAUCGCCCGCCGCGGCCCUUGUGCAAGUGAUCUUUCGAACGACGAGAAACUCAGUAUACCACGCGAUGCGUCUUCCGUGGCUGCUCGCUCUCAAGGCGCUCAUCGUGAUGGCAGUGCCGCAGCGACACGAGCUGUCCAACGCCAUCGAGGACGUGUCUUCAGCUUCGUUGUCUUCGACUGCCGCGCUCGCCGAGGAGCAGGCGUCUCCACGCCGUCACCACGGCCAGCAGCACCAGCGGCUCAAGGACGGGGCCGCCGUGUCCCGGUUGCUGCAGGUGUUCGGGCUGCGCGAACCUCGGCGCCGCGAGCGGCACCAACAGCCGCCCGUCUACAUGCUCGAGCUGUACAACGCCACCGCGGGCUCCGGAGGGAUUACGCGAUCGGCGAACAAGUACAACGCCAACCUGGUGCGCAGCUUUCCCGACCGAGUGCGACGGCACAACAAGCGUGGUAAGAAGAAGAGCAAGGACAAGAAGGCCACGAGGGGAAGCGGGGCCGCCAAAGAGAGUCCACUGCGCUUCUUCUUCAACGUGACGCCGAGCGAGUCGGCCAAGGAGGAAGUGCUGCAAGCCGAGUUCCACUUGUACAAGCUGCGUCCCAAACACCGGCCGCCGGACAGGCUUGGGGACGCCAAGUCGCAUCUGCUCGAGGUGCGCGUCUACCAGGCGAUGCCGGGUGUCUCUCCACUGCGUGAGGAGGGCCACCGACUACUAGACGUGCGGCGCAUGACGUACACCUCAGUUGGCUGGGAGGUGUUCUACGUGAAGGCUGCCGCCGUCGACUGGAUCAAGGACCCGUCUUCGAACCUCGGGCUGUUGAUGACGGUUCGCACGGCCCAUGGCCGCCGUUUGGAGGACGGCGUGCUUCGUUUCGCCAAGCGACACCAAGGUCACGUGAACAAGCAGCCCAUUCUGGUGGUGUUCAGCGACGACGGCAGGCCCAGCAGGGAGACGCUGUAUCCGACUGGCGCCUCCGGUGACGUCACUGGAGGAUUGCUUCCGGGACAGGCGACUGGCGCGAGCCUACCGGUCGCCGUGCCAAACAGCGAUGGCUUCACACUGGCGCCAAAUCCCAGGAGCGUGCGGGCGGCUCCGCAGACCUCGUCCUCUGGGGCCAAGUCUUUAUCUGGGGGCAAAGUGCACGACGAACCGUUCGGUUGCACGCGGCACGAGAUGUACGUGGACUUUGAGAAGAUUGGUUGGUCCAGCUGGAUCAUCUCGCCGAAGGGCUACAACGCGUACCACUGCAAGGGCCAGUGCUAUUUCCCGUUGGGCCAGAACCAGUGGCCUACCAACCACGCGACCGUGCAGAGCAUCGUCAACGAGCUCAGCUUGACAGCCGGAGUGGGCGCGCCCUGCUGCGUGCCCAACAAGCUCUACUCCAUCAGCCUGCUGUACUUUGACGAGAACGAGAACGUGGUGCUCAAGCAAUACGACGACAUGGUGGCCGCCAGCUGCGGGUGCCACUGAAACCUCCCGACGGCGCAAUGAGCGGGCGGCCAAGCGCGUGUGCUCUUUGACGACACCCGUGUUAUAGCCGGAUGGCUUCCCUUGACGCGGAGAUUGAGCCUAGCUGGACGCUAAGGAGCGGAGGACGAACGCAUUUUAAGUAAGUGAUGGUGCGAAGACAUUUGGACUUAGCUGCAUAUGUCCUGCUCGGGUCCUUGCGCUGGACGAGUGGCAUGGACGUCUAGCGUCGUUGCGGUAUUUAUGACAAUGGGAAGCCUCGUGGACUUGGCGGAAUCUCUACUUGGACUGUGUGCGUGACUCAACCACUACGACGUCUGGCGCAGUAAAAGAUGUGAAAUUAGCUGUAUGGUCUGUGUCCGAGAUGCUACUUAGACGUUUAACGUCUUGGCUGUCUCUUAGGCAACUUAUCGUGUAGGCAGCUGUCUUACUUUGUAACCCGUCAGCACUCGUUCGUUAUGCUUGCCGUAUUUGACCUGUAGACUAUAUAAAAACUGUCUUGAUGUUGAAAACGUUGACAGUAUUGGCAGUCGUAAAGGUGUUUAGUACCUUGAAAAUUGCCAGCUGUAGCCUACUGGUAAACAUUUAAGCUGGCCUGGCACGCCACUUGAUGUCAAUGCGGUGUGUGAUCUGCCCAAAGACGGUUGUCAUUCGCGUUGAGGCGCUUCGGUCUCUCUAUCUGCAAGGAUGAAGGGCUGUAGUGUUAGCUAAGCUUGCACAUGUAAGACCUUCAGCAUUUUUGUCAUGGACAUCUCCUGCGAGCGACCGAUUACUGACGUCGAGCCUGUGUAUAGAACGGAAGCUGUGAGAUUUUGGGGGGCUAUUACUUAGAAGCUGUUGAACUCUGAAAGAUGCCACGCUACGUAGCGUGUGACGAGUAGCGAAAAUGGGCAGAUCUGUGAGGCUUCUUCUGUGGGUUAUUUCUCUUACCUGCACGCUGUAACAUAUUAUGUAACAUCUCACAAUAUCAUUUAAGACUUCUUCUCCCAUCCGAAGAGAUUACUUUUAAUUGCAUAAUGUCAUCAAAAAUAUGUCUUUUUAGAACGCACUGAACAUUUCGCUGGCCGUCCUCUGAAGUGAGGAGUAAUAAGUUCGAAAGUCUUCUGCAGAGCGAGAAUGAUUGUAAAAAUUAUUUGUAUAGGAUGACAAGAGCACAAUAGCAAUAGGAUUGCGUCCAUCCGGAAUGUCAUAUAUAUAUAUAUAUAUAUAUAUAUAUAUAUAUAUAUAUAUAUAUAUAUCAGCGUGUGUUCUUCUCGCGGGGUCUUCAAAAUGAUUGCCAAGUCGUAGAAAAUCAGAACUAAGUGCUCUUCUUAGCGUGACUAAGCCUAGUGGACUGCACGAAUGGAAACGCAGGGGCUUAAGAUAUUGAUUUCAAAAUGCGGGCCUGAAGAUCGUAAGCAAUUAUAAUGCGUAAGCAUUCUUUGGCGAGUACCCCAGCAAAAUCUGUCCAUAACGCGCAAAGUGUCACAGCCUUUAGCUGCAAAAUAAAUGUAUAAAUGGCGAAUUUAAGACAUUUACUUGUUAUAAUAGUGUAAAUACAGAUGAUUGGUAGCUUUAGAAUCGAUAAGGAACGAAUGUAACAUUCAAAAAAGAAAAAGGAGAUAACCGUUUUCGUCCUGCACCCUUGAAACCUUACUUUCCUGCAUGGUUGGGGUGCGUGCAAAGCUUUGGGAUUGCGGUGUAUAAAAAAUGAUAGAAUAGCUGAUUGGUAGAGGUGAUAAUAGUGUAAUAGUCGAUGAUUGUUAGCCCUAAAAAUUGUUUACGUCGCCGUCGCCACGUCAAGGUUGUACAAAACAGGAAAAAGAAAAAAAAAACCCACUGGUGUGGCAAAAACAAAAACUGGUUGUGAUGGCGUUUUGGCUCAGUUGAUACAUAUACCUGCGAAAAAAAAACAAGCAUAGUUGGUCAAGUUAACACAUGUGAUCGUUAUGUCAGUGUAAUAGUAGAUGAUUGGUAGCCAUGCAUAAGCUAGCUAAAGUGAGCAAAAGCGAAAUAGUAGCCGAGCCAAAGAAUGUUUAUGCAUUAGUAGACAAUUGUCAGAUUUCUGUAGCAUUUUUUACAUCUUUGUGACAUUGUUUCCGUAUCUCUUUGGUUAGUACUUUAAUUUUAUUUUUAUUUGUGUUUCGAAGUAAUUUUGUCUGAACUAGGCUAACUUGGCGUUUUUAUUUGGUAUGAUAUGAGUGCCGGUAAGAAGAUGGGCAUGUUCUGUCUUAGUCUUGUGAUUUCAUUUGAGCAUUUGGCUGGCAACAUUAUUCAUCUUCGCACUCCAUGGUUGGUUAGAACGUGCUCUCACGCAACUACCAGAAAUAACACGUUCGAGCUAGCCAUAUACAGGCACCUUGCUUUUCGUGGAUUUGUUUUUCUAUGUUUGUCCACAAGCGGGGUCCAUACUCUGGCGUAAAAGACGCAUGUUACCUUCAAAGCUGCUUUUUUAACUAGUAUGAUUUCUUCUCAGACACCAAUAAACAUGUGAUCUGCUGCCCUUGUUUUUGUGCCAUAAAGCUGUUAGAACGUACGUUUUGUAUACUUGUAUAGAUCUGCUACUAUUGUUUGUUUGUUUUUUGCUUAUAUGAUAGAGAAUAGCUACGAGUGAAUGCCAGUAUGCGACCAUCACUUGCCCUCAUGUACCUGCAUCUGAAGAGAAGCUCUGCGAUGAGUCAACGAAAAUGUGUGCUAUGUGCAGUGCAACCAACAUGCAAGCGGGAAAAGUUUCUCCAUUGCACACUCUUUGGACUCGAUGUUAUCGAUAUCGGUGUUAGAAAUCGACAUGGAUUAUGAAGUACUUUUGUGAGGAUGCAUUAAGAAAUAAACACCACAACUCGUGCUUGCUCUUCAAUCGUUCUGGUUCGGUAAAUAAAAAUAGGAAAGCUGCGAAUGCGAUAGCUACAGAGUGAAGCGCAUCGUACGUUUACUUCACGUAAUUCUUUAGCGUGCUUCUAAUGACGAUGCUUUCCCCGACCUCCCAUAUCGUUACUGGAAUUAUCUUGAGCCCCCAGACGAUGAAAUGUCCUCGUAUGUUCACCAACGAAAGAGCCAAAAGGAUGAUUUCGAAACAUUUCCUUUACCAAAGAUAUCUUUACGGCGGAAUUUGAGCCGUGAGUAGGACAGGAUGACUUCAGUAGUCGUCCGCCGAACUUUGAAGGCUGUGAAAAUACCAAGACUUUAGCACGAAACUUGAGCUAUAAAAGGUGACUGGAAAGCCUGUGCUACCGUCUGGUAAACGUUGCUUCGUGACUGUUUCCUUCCCACGGUCUCCGACAUUGGGAAGUGUGCGUCCCGGACGCCAUACCCAACUCGUGGGUACUCAGGCUGUCGGCGCGUAGGGAAAUCUCAGAGGUCAUUCCUCUGCGAUUGGCGGAGGAGCUCAUCUCGAACAUGACAAUUAUUGCAACCUCCACAGUAGAAGUGAUGAGUGUGUUUUUCUGUAACGCUGUUGUCAAAGUUGGCUUUAAUGGGAAAGUUUGAUGUAAUACAGACGUCUUCCCUCUGUGCGUAAUACUAAACUCUGCUGCGCAAAGCACUCGACAUGGUGUAAAUUCAAAUAUGGAAAGAAGUAUUUGCAUGGCAACCAGAGUUUGGUUCCAUAUUCGGUGAAGCAUGUGAUAAGCUACACGAUCUUCAGCUAUGUAUGUACUGCAAUGCUUAACUGUAAAGAAACAAGAAUCUCAGUUUUUGCACUAUAUCGAUUCAGCAGUGGCCACUAAAAGCUUUGUUCGAUUUCGGUGAAAGCACUGCUUUAUUUCUGUGUAUGGAGCGACUGUGCGUUUAACGCCUACGUGUGAUGCUUGAGGUCAAUGUUGUGUGAAUGACCGGCAAUGUUAAAUUUGUCCUUCGCUAGGCAGCCUAUAUAUAGUAUAUGUAGCAUAUAGUGAGUUCCGUAAUUACCCUAUUUACUCAAUGAUGUACUCUCCAACCAAAACCGCAUUGUUGUUCACCUCCACUGAAAUUUUCUGCAUGGCUGAUACAUAAAUUCGCUUAAUUCGCUGCGUGGAAUCGAUGCUUCAAGAACUCAAGUGAAUGGCUCAGUUUCAUGCGCACCAUUCUCAUCUUAAUUUGAAGUAAACCAAAGCAGAUGUUUUCUCUGCCCGAAGUUUGAAAAGAUGCCCCACUUUUCUCAGAUGGGUGUUGCUGGUUUAUUUCUUUUUUUUUUCUUGCUGCUUCGGCAUCUUUCUGUCGCGAGACAUCCCGCGCUUGAAGUUAUUGGCAAUGCAAGGCAAAUACAAGCAUUCAUUGAUGCGAUAGGAUUGUGUAAAACCGGUUUUAGUGAGCGUUUCUUAUUACCGAAUAAGUGCUGUAAGAUAGACUUGUGUACGUACGUGUGCUUGAACAUAAUUGUUUAUAGGAAUGAGUGACCUUUGUUUGCUCCUUUUUCUUCGCUUUGCAGUUUUUUAUUGCUUCAUCUCUAUACAUUACGCGUGUCACACGUGUUGUCCAUAUGUACUGAACUUCCCUAUUUGAUCAGAAGUGUAAUCAAAGUGUGCUGUCACGAAGCCGAAGCACAUAUUAGUGCGAUCGGGUACUUUCGCGGCUGUGGGGUAGUUCAGAGUAAAAAAAAAAAAAACUACACCCAACAAGUUUUGACACAAGGUGUCGGGGUUUCUUUAGCGCUCGUAGUCAGAUUAAAAAUUAUUGCUGCUUGUUUCUGUGAACGUAAAAAAACACAUAAAAAAUCAUUCCUUCCUACCUCUUUCGUAUCUAUGGAAUGUUUAAAGAUUGUAAAUCUCGGCUACACUCAAAGAGCUUGUGUUUUAUUCAUUAGAUAGCAUUAUCACUAUGCCUGGUGUUCUUUUUUUUUUAAAUGUAACAAAUGUUGGCUGUACGGUAUAGCACAUUGAGUGCAGUCCUUCAACACUCUAAGUGCUCUGUUUCACGUUAUUUUCCACCUCAAUUCAGCGUAAUUAACUGCAGUUAUAUAUCCUGUUUAUCAAAAUGGAUACGAGGCGCCUGAGAAUUGACUCAAACCCCUGCGUUUUGCAGUACAGCUAUGCAUGUACGCCACCAAGGUGUAAUUAAAGGCUAUACGUAGUGUGUACGAAGUUACUCAGCGUUAAUCCCCCCCCCCCCCCCCCUCUGAAACAAAUGCCCUAAUGUGGCUUCCCCCACGCGCUCCCUGAUUCUGGUGGGAGUUUGGCAUUCGUGAUCUUGCACGUUGACGUGGUGUACAUACUUAUCUAGUUCAGCGGUUAUACACAGCCAGCUAUUUCUUCACCUCACCAGCACACCGACUUCUCGGCUACGGUCGAAAAUUGUGUACAUUCUUUUCUAGGCUCCACAAAAUGUUGUACUCUUUUUGGAGCACUUUCGCGUCUCUACCAGUAGUGACUUCUUUCCAAUUUCCUAUUUGUGUGCAAGAGCUGGCUGAAUACUUUGACUGUAUGCAUGCGCGUUUCCAGAAACAACUAUGAAAUCCCAAAUAAAAACUAUGAAA